UCCGCAACGAAGCGGUGCGAUGGCCAUCCCGUUGCACCCGCGCUGCGCCAGCGCCUACUUCCAUAUGCUUAUCGGUGAUGCCAAGGAUCUGCCCAUGCGCGUCGCCGCCUUCCAAAGGUUCUACCUCACAAGUCUCGUCGCGUGCAAGCGAGGCGCUGAUCUGCGCACCUCCUCGUCUUCGGUCCAAGCAAGCACCGAGCUGGUGCGCCUCUCGGCCGACGGCGCCGUCCUUCACCUAGGCGACGAUGCGCUGUCGAUGCGAUGCCUCCUGCACAUGACUGUCAGUGCCAAUCAUCAGUGCAGCAAUGACCUCACGUUUACGCUCACGUUCCAGAACGCUCCAGAGCGAACCUUUGGCGUGGACGACCCUGCGACCUUGAUGACAUGGGUGCUCGGCCUCAUUGGCACCGCCACAGCCCUCAUGCAGAAUGCGACGUCGCUUCUUUGGCAAGGCGCACGCCUGCGCAUCUACGAGGCCUCGAAAGACGACGCGUCAGCUUUUGUCCGGCGAUUGCGGCCGCCCACGCCAUGCUCGUGUCGCUGCAGCAGAAGGAUCCGAGCAUCUCAUUAGCCGACUGCCUCUACCUUCGCACUACAUCAUCUAUCCGUAGCUCGCAUGGCUAAGGAACCUCG
This is a messenger RNA of Saprolegnia parasitica CBS 223.65, 633 nucleotides long. RefSeq lists its product as hypothetical. Bases 20 to 571 code for a protein of 183 amino acids. Lineage: Eukaryota; Oomycota; Saprolegniomycetes; Saprolegniales; Saprolegniaceae. The record is from RefSeq and is a predicted model, not a curated record. The transcript has 4 exons.